This is a messenger RNA of Fusarium musae, 3162 nucleotides long. RefSeq names its product putative NRPS-like protein biosynthetic cluster. The coding region runs from base 1 to 3162 and encodes 1053 amino acids. NCBI's taxonomy places the organism in Eukaryota, Fungi, Ascomycota, Sordariomycetes, Hypocreales, Nectriaceae. The record is from RefSeq and is a predicted model, not a curated record. The transcript is spliced from 4 exons.
AUGACUAUGCGAGCUAAUAUCGAACACCACGAUGCCCCCGUUUCAGGUGGUGCGUCAAACAAAGCCAAUAAUGCCAUUGAGAAAAGUCAGAUCAACAGCGAGUCGGACGUCAAACAUCAUGUAUUGAUCGACCUCAUCCACGAGAUUGCCACAAACGAUCCUGAUCGAGUUUUUACCUACACUCCAUCAUCCUCUGAUACUCAGGAUGGUUGGAAGCCAGUAACCCACCUCCACCUCGCCAACGCUGUCGAUUACCUCGCCCACGACAUCUCCAAAACCGUUGCCAAAUCCUCAGACGACGAGGUUCCUACAGUCGCAUAUAUCGGCCCCAACGACUUUCGAUACACGGCCAUUCUACUUGCUUGCGUCAAAGCAGGUUGCAAGGCCCUUUUCAUCUCUCCACGAAACACCCCCGCCGUUCAGCUCUCCCUCUUCGAAACUACGGAUUGUCGAUACCUCUAUACAAUCGAGUCGUUCAAAUCGGCCAUGCAGUCCUGCCUCGAUCAACGAACAAUGGAAGUUGCCAUGAUAGAGAGUAUCGACACCCUCCUUAACGUGACUCCCAAGCCUUUUCCAUACAGUCGAACUGUCGAACAGGCCCGAUGGGACCCCCUUGUUGUUCUUCACACAAGCGGUUCCACUGGAGUCCCCAAGCCCGUCUUCCUGAAACAAGGAAUUCUGUACGCCUUGGAAGAUUAUCUCACCCUACCCAACUUCCAUGGUUCUCCCUAUACCUUCAAUGAAUGGGCCGAACGGGCGAGCAAGAUCUUUAUGGGGAUGCCCAUGUAUCAUGCUGCAGGAACGUAUCUCCCUCUAACAUUCAUAUACACUGGUCUCUCUGCGGUUAUGCCGUUUCCCAAUCAGCCUUUGAAUGUUGAUACAGCCAUGGACUACUUGAAGCACAGUGGUGCUGAUGGUGCAAUGCUGCCCCCCUCCGUUGUCGAUGAGUUGGCAGCUACUGAAGAGGGUACGGAGGCUCUGGCCAAGCUCAAACUCCUUAUUACUGGCGGCGGGAGCCUGUCGACCGAAGCCGGGAAUAUGUUGGCAGAGAGGGGUGUCGUCUUGAGGAACGUGAUUUCAUCAACUGAUCCCCAAGACCCCAAGCUAUGGCGAUACUUCAUCUUUAACUCUGAAGUUAUGGGUAUUGUCUGGCAACGCCAUGACUCGAAUGAGUAUGAGCUUGUGGUCCGUCGCAAGGCAUCGGAUCCCGACAACCAAGGUUGUUUCUACAAUUUUCCCGAAUUGUCCGAGUGGCGUACCAGCGACAUCUUUGAACCUCAUCCAACGCUCAAGGAUCACUGGCUAUACAAAGGUCGGGCCGACGACAUCAUUGUAUUUUCCAAUGGCGAGAAACUGAAUCCAGUCACCAUCGAGGGUAUCGUAUCGGACCAUCCUCUCGUCAAGUCAGCCCUUGUCGUCGGCCAGAAAAUGUUUCAGGCAGCUCUCAUCAUUGAGCCCGUCGCGGAGGCUCAGCCGAAGGACGACACCGAGGCGAAGGCUCUUCUCGAUAAGGUUUGGCCCACGAUCGAGAAAGCCAAUGCUGAGACCGUUACGCAUGGACGAAUUGCCGCGAACUUUGUUGCUUUUGCCGAUCCUGCUUUACCGUUUGCCCGCGCUGAUAAGGGGACUGUGCAGCGUGGUAAAACUGUCAACCUGUACGCCGACUUCAUUUCGGCUUUGUAUGAGAAGGCUGAGAUGCUUGGAGUUGGAGAUGGUCCAGCUAUCGCCCUUGACUUGAGUGACGACGACACUUUGACUGGCUCUAUCAUCGAUCUUUUCGUUACCAAGCUUGGAGUUGAGAAGCUCGAACCGGAUACAGACUUCUUCUCCGUCGGUGUUGACUCCUUGCAAGUCAUGACUGCAACCAAUUUGCUGCGGGGUGCCCUACAUAGAGCUGGCGUUGAUACUUCCCCAAUUACACCUCGAAUCAUCUAUCGCAACCCUACAGCAAAGGUGCUGGCUAAGUAUAUCCGGUCCUUGAGAAGUGGAGCCAGCGACGACGACGAAGAGACGCAGGAGAUCAAUCAGAUCAAGGCACAGGUCGCAAAGUAUACCAAGAACCUCCCAGUGCCCAGGACUGGAAAGCAGGCGCCUCUGGACGACGGCCAAACAGUCAUCGUCACGGGUACAACAGGUUCUUUGGGAGCUUACAUGCUUGACCAGCUCUGCCGUUUAGAGUCUGUCAAGAAGAUAAUUUCUCUCAACAGGAGUGACGAUGGCGGCAUAUCUCGACAGCCUUCGAUCAACGAGUACCGUGGCUUGACAACAGAUUUCUCCAAAGUCGAGUUUCUCCACGCCAACCUAUCGCUUCCCGAUUUUGGCUUGGGCCAGUCCAAGUACGAUUCUCUUCUUGCCGACGUCGAUCGUGUUAUUCACAACGCUUGGCCUGUGAACUUUAAGUUCACCAUGUCUUCGUUUGAAAGCCAUGUCCGAGGUGUACGACACCUCGUCGAUUUCUCUUCUGCAGCUUCCAAGAACGUACCUAUCAUCUUCAUUUCGUCCAUUGGCACUGUUGAUAGAUGGUCCUCGCCUGAUGCUGUGCAUGAGGAGGCGUUGCAUGAUCUUUCCUUGCCUAGUAUGGCCUACGGACGAUCCAAGCUCGCUGCGAGUCUCAUACUCGACGCAGCUGCAGAGCAAUCCGGCGUCCCGACCGUUUCGGUGAGAGUUGGACAAAUUGCGGGUUCGAGAGGAGAGAAGGUCUAUCUUGGAGUCCUGCCUGACCAUCUCGGUGGGCAACAGGAGAUAGCUUGGACUCCCAUUGAGGAUAUUGCAGGGCUUAUUCUCGAUGUUGCGGGCAUCACGGUUCAGAAGUCUAUCUCUGAGAUCUCUGGAUACUUCCAUGGCGUCAACCCUGCUACUACCAGUUGGUCCGACAUUGCUCCGGCAGUUAAAGACUUCUACGGCAACAGGAUGAAGGUGGUGAGUGUUGAAAAAUGGGUUGAGAAGUUGGAAGCUAGUUCGAAAGAGGAGAAUGUGGACUUUGAUAAGAACCCUGGCGUUAAGCUUUUGGAUUCUUAUCGUGGAUUAUACGCUGGAGGCAAGGAUGCUCAGCCGGUUAAGCACGGGAUGGAGAGGACCACGAGCCAUAGUCCAACAAUGAGGGAGCUUGGACCGAUUACACCCGAGCUCAUGAGGAACUGGUGCCGCCAAUGGGGAUUUUAG